UGUCAAGUGGACGUCAAACGGUCAGUGUUAUAUUGGUGUAUUUUUUAAUUCACCGGUUGAGCAACUGGUGCCACCGGUGGACCAGACAUCUGUCCUUUCAAUUCAACCGGUUGCUGCCAUCACCAUACAAAGCUGUCAACAGUGUCAACCAUAAGCAUCAGUGGUGGAAUCAACCGGUGAAUUAAAGAAUCCACCUUAUGUUAUGGGUUAAACGUCACUAAUGUCAGUAUAUAUAUAUAUAUAUAUAUAUAUAUGUUUUGUGGCUGCUGUUAACCUAAUUUCUUAGCAUCAUUUGCAAAAAAACAAGUAAGUUAAUUCCAGGUGCAAUUUAUAUAUAAAAUACACUAAUACACACUAAAAGUGUAUAAAUCAUAAUAUAAUCAUGGCGGAGUUAGAUACAUUUUCUCAAGAGACGGCAGUGGAAAACGAAGUUACGGCAGAUAUGACAACCGAAAACCCGGAAGAAGCUGCUGAAAAAGGGGCUGAAGAUCAAGAUAGUCCGUUCGCUUACUUGGAGCGAGCUUUUUCAUCCGAAAACUUCAAGAUUGAAAUAAAGAAUCUUCCGAGGUUUUAUGGCUUGCAUGAGCUUCGGAGGUUGCUUAACCAAAAACUGCAGCUGAGAGCAAAUAAAAUAAAAACUAUACGCAAAAAUAGUCCUUUUUUGUUUGUAUGCUUCAAAAAUGAAGAAGAUAGAGAAAAGGCAAUUGCAGUCCUUUCCAAAAUCAAAUGGAAGGGGAGGGAGUUGAAAGUAACGAAAGCAAAACCAUCUCCAGAUCCUCUUGUGAAAAAGAGGAAAGAAGAUGCUGAAGAAGACCCAGCGACUAAGAUGAUAAAAGAAGAUAACAGAUCUCAGGAAGAAAAGCUGAAAGAUGCAGUUAUUCAAUAUUGGAAUAUACCUUAUGAUGAACAGUUGAAAUUGAAAGAAGAAACAAUAAAAAAAGUGUUGACAAAACUUGGGACUUAUCUUUCAAAUCACAAUGAUGAAUUGAAAGAAUGGUUGGAGUGUCAAAAGAAGAAAUAUGAUGGUUUGCCUUGUGAGCUGUUGGAAAUCAGACAUUCGGAUCAGCCAGAUGGGUACAGGAAUAAAUGUGAAUUCACAGUUGGCAUAGAUGAAGAAACAAAGUUAGCUACAGUUGGUUUUAGAAUGGGCAGUUAUACCACUGGUACAACCGGAGUUGCACCUGUGGAUAACUUAGUUCAUAUACCAGAAGCCAUGAAAAUUGCAGCUAAGGCAUUCCAAAACUACGUCAGAAGCUCAGAUCUGACGGUGUACAAUCCUGAAACGCACACGGGUCAUUUCAAACAACUGGCUGUUAGGCUGGCGCCUGGUCAGUUGAUGGUUGUCGUGGGUAUACAUCCGCAAGAAUUGAGUGAGGAAGAUUUAGGGGAAUUGAAAACCAGUAUAGUCAAAUUUUUCACUGAGGGAGAAGGCAAACAUGUCAAUGUUACUUCUUUGUAUUACCAGAAAUCUGUCAGAAAGAUACAUCAUGAUGAUUUUGUGCCUGCGGAACAUCUAUGGGGAGAAAAGUACAUUUACGAGACUAUCUUAGGGCUAAAAUUCCGAAUAUCCCCAGAAGCAUUCUUCCAAAUUAACACGAAAGGAGCGGAAAUAGUUUAUAAAUCUGCUAUGGAGUUUGCAGAGCCUUUGGAAGAUGCCACUGUGUUUGAUGUAUGCUGUGGCACAGGGACAAUUGGACUGUGUUUUUCAAAGCAUUGCAAGAAAGUAGUAGGCAUCGAAUCCAUAACUCAGGCAGUCGUGGAUGCAAAAGAAAAUGCAAAAAACAACGGCGUUCAGAACGCAGACUUCAUUGCCGGGAGAGCCGAAGAACUUUUAUGGGACGCAGCUUUCAAAGUAACUGGAGAACAGAACGUCAUAGCUAUUGUCGAUCCGCCUAGAGCAGGCUUGCAUAAGCUAGCAGUAUUCAAACUGAGAAACAUACCGAUAGUGAAGAAGGUCAUAUAUAUAUCUUGCAAUCCAUUUAUGGUCAUCCAGAAUUUCGUCGACUUUGGAAGGCCAGAGUCAAAGAAAAUGCAUGGGGAUGCUUUGGUGCCGACCAAAGCGGUGUCAGUGGACAUGUUCCCAUAUACUAAGCACUGUGAGUUGGUAAUGUGCUUUGAAAGAUGGGAAGAUGUCCAGCAGAGAUUUAAGGAGGAGAUGGCUGCUGAAGGAGAAGGAAUGCAAGUUGACGUAGUUCCAGAUCAGAAAGUUGAAAGUAAUGAAAAUGGAGUCAAACAAGAGGAUAUGGUUACUGUGUGAGAUUAAAUAAAAAACGUAUUAGAUAUUGUCAGAUUGGUCGUAACAAAAGAUUUGAAACAUGUAGGAAAUCAUUAUUAAUUUUCGGUGUCAUAUAUAUAGAAAUGGUCCGAGUCAUCAUUCCACCUUUGUGCGGCUGUUUUAUAAACAUAUGAAAAGUAUAUUCUGCAGUAUAAUCAUCACCUAUCAAAUAUAACCCAGGAAUUACUCUGAAGGGGUUAUUUUAACAAACUUAUGCGAUAUCAAGCAGUGAUGAAAAAAUCAACAAUUCAAGCUACAACGUAAAAUGUACGCCAAUGCGAUGGCUUGGGAUGCCGCCCGAGGCCCGCCCAGUGAUGACUUGGAACAGUUUUAUAAGCUUAUUAUAAUUUACAAUGUUGGAAUGAAGUUUUCGGUGUAUGUGCGAGUGAUUUGUAAUUUUGAAGUAAAAAAAAUUAGAAAAAAAAAUUGUCGUCGAAAGAAUAAUUUUGACUCUAUAUAAAAAUAAGUUGACCUUAUUGUCUCGAAAAGGAUGUUUAGUUUUUUAAAAUCCUGAAUUAAACUAGGCUGCUAGUUAUAAUGAAGGAAUAUUAACGUUCAUUUUUCAGUUGAUAUAUUUUUUUGUAUGAAUUAUAAAACAGGCUUGUAGAGUUAAUAAAAAUACCAGUUUUCUUUGAUAAAA
This is a messenger RNA of Acanthoscelides obtectus, 2915 nucleotides long. The record is from the annotation of a GenBank genome assembly. Lineage: Eukaryota; Metazoa; Arthropoda; Insecta; Coleoptera; Chrysomelidae.